Penicillium longicatenatum is the source of this 1035-nucleotide messenger RNA. RefSeq names its product isopenicillin N synthase family dioxygenase. NCBI's taxonomy places the organism in Eukaryota, Fungi, Ascomycota, Eurotiomycetes, Eurotiales, Aspergillaceae. Bases 1 to 1035 code for a protein of 344 amino acids. The transcript has 2 exons. The record is from RefSeq and is a predicted model, not a curated record.
AUGACCACCAGCUUCUCCUCCCUUCCCGUCGUUGAUGUCGGAUGCCUGGCGUCCGAGGCAUCCGAACAAGAGCUAGCAGCGCUCAGCAAGCGUCUUCACGAUGUCUUCGCUACAACCGGAUUUGCCUAUCUCACCAAUGCGCCUCUGAGCUACAGUCACGAACAAGUACUCAAUAUGUCGCGGGACUUCUUUGCCCUUCCUAAUGAAGAGAAGAUGAAACUUGCCAAACGAUCGUUUAGACGAGACCACAAGAACACAUAUCGAGGAUACUUCCCCACGCAACCAGAGCUGGCAAACGACAAUCUAAAAGAAGGCUUCGAAAUCGGUCCAUCGCAGCCCAUCCAGACGCAGUCCACCACUUCUUCCAAAUUUAACUUAUCCGAACCAAAUGUCUGGCCCGAUGCAACGAUCUUCCCCACGCGAUCUGCCCUGGAGACUCUAUAUAUUGAGCUACAAGCCCUCGCGUCUAAGCUAUUAUCCCUUUUGGCCAUUUCACUCGACAAACCGGCGGAUUACUUUGCCCCAUACCUGGAUGAAUCCCUGAGUACCCUACGACUUCUUCAUUACCCUGCCAAUGCAUCAGUUGCCUCGGGAUCUGGACCCGCGUCUGGAUCAGAGGCUAAACUAAGCUGUACACCACACACCGAUAGCGGCAUUUUAACCCUUCUGCACCAAGACUCAUCUGGCGGGCUAGAGGUGCGCAACUCACGCGGUGAGUGGGUCUCGGCACCGUAUAUUCCCGGAUCUAUUGUUGUCAAUAUUGGAGAUUUGAUGGCCAAGGUUUCGGGGGGUCGGUUUGUUGCCACUAUGCAUCGCGUUCGGGCUCCAGGGCUGAAUGCCUCAGCUUCUUCCAUUGGAAAAUUGGGUGGGGAGGAUCGAGGUCUGGGAAGACUCAGUGUGCCAUUUUUCUUUGAGCCUGGAGAGAAUUGUUUGGUUAGAUCUGUCAAUGGAGAUGAGGGAUUUGUGGUAUAUGGCGAGCAUGUGAGGGCUAAGAUGAAGACCUGGGUGGAGUUCCAGGAUGAUGAGGAUCGGUAG